CUCUCAUACCGCAGGUAGUGUGGUGAACAGUGGUGAAUGAACGAUAAGCGCGGGGACGAUCGUAGCCAGCUCGCGUCACACGAUUCCUCGGUCGCGGGUCCUGACAGAGCGCGUGAAAGCGAGGAAGAAAGAAGCAGGGGAGAAAGAGGAUGGUGUCGAGACGACUGUGAGUCGGCGGGAUAAUCUGGGGUCCGACAGCAGCGAAACGGCGCGCGCGGAACAGGCAAGAGAAACGAGCGUCGUGAUGCUGUCGACUCCGCUGAUGCCGAUCACCACACGCUGGUCCUCGUCGUCGUCGUGAGCGGUGACACCCACGAGCUAAUACCGCGAUGCAAUCCAUUUACUGGACUGGACGGUUGCUGUCGCGCGCGCUCUGGAACGGCAUCGCGAGCUAUAGUACCGCGUGCGGCUCCGAGCAGCAUUCGAGCGCGGUCGUUGCAUGCAGCAGGCGCCGCGAGGCCUCGCUCGUCUCCGCCGUGUGCGGUUUUCCGAAGGACUUUGCCCGGAGCCGGAUACGCAGGGGCCAAUUUGGCGACGACGCCUGGUUCACUGCCAGAUUCAGGACAGCCGAAGUCAUAGGUGUGGCUGAUGGUGUAGGAGGAUGGCGACACUAUGGAAUUGAUCCAGGAGAGUUUUCUAAUUUCUUAAUGAGGACAUGUGAGAGACUAGUCUCCAUGGGCAGAUUUACACCUACAGAACCAGCUGGCUUAUUAGCACGUAGUUACUAUGAAUUGUUAGAAAAUAAACAACCAAUAUUAGGUAGCAGCACCGCAUGCGUAAUAGUUCUUAAUAAAGAGACGAGCAGCAUUUACGCGGCCAAUAUAGGAGAUAGCGGAUUUGUAGUCGUUCGAAAGGGAGAGGUGAUACAUCGAUCCUCAGAGCAACAACAUUAUUUCAAUACUCCCUUCCAGUUGUCGCUGCCACCUCCAGGACACUCUGAUCUAGUACUUCGUGACAGUCCAGAAUCCGCCGAUACUUCGAGUUUCGGAGUCGAGGACGGCGAUGUAAUCCUUCUGGCAACCGACGGGGUAUUUGACAAUGUGCCUGACCAGUUGCUAGUCACCGAGAUGCGUAAAGUCGAGGGCGAGAGGGAUCCAACGAAAAUACAGUGCGUCGCUAACACAAUAGCAUGGAUGGCGCGUCGUCUAGCUUUCGACGGCGCCUUCAUGUCUCCGUUUGCUCAAAAUGCCCGGGAGAACGGGAUCGAUGCAAUAGGUGGUAAACCGGACGAUAUCACGGUGCUUUUAGCAACAGUGGCGAUAUGAUAAAACAAUAAGGAACAAGUGUACAAUAGAGCCCUGAUGAUCAUUGUAUUAUAGUCCAUGUCAUCGCGUAUAUGUAUUUAGUUAUACAUCAUUAUAUUAAUCCUAUUACGCUAAUCAUUUAUUAUUUAAAUCGAAAUAAAUGGUUUUGUAAAAUCA
This is a messenger RNA of Solenopsis invicta (red fire ant), 1421 nucleotides long. RefSeq names its product protein phosphatase PTC7 homolog. The record is from RefSeq and is a predicted model, not a curated record. The transcript is spliced from 5 exons. Lineage: Eukaryota; Metazoa; Arthropoda; Insecta; Hymenoptera; Formicidae. Bases 330 to 1265 code for a protein of 311 amino acids.